This is a messenger RNA of Magallana angulata, 1586 nucleotides long. RefSeq names its product clumping factor A-like. Bases 103 to 1098 code for a protein of 331 amino acids. Lineage: Eukaryota; Metazoa; Mollusca; Bivalvia; Ostreida; Ostreidae. The transcript has 3 exons. The record is from RefSeq and is a predicted model, not a curated record.
UAAUUUCUCCCGUUAUAUAAAGGGAUCUACAUUCGCAUUUUCAGUCAUCCAACAUUUUCGUUUUCGGAUCUGUAAAAUUGACAGAAUUGGAAUUCUCCUAUCAUGAAGGGAUUAGCCAUUCUCGUUUUCUGUGCCCUCAUCGCAGUCGGCAUUUCAUACCCGGUGCCGGAUGAAACUACUGACGAGCCUGAUGUAACUGACGCUCCGGAUGCAGGUGACUACGAUGUAACUGAUGGACCAGAUGCAUAUGACGAGGAGGGAGAUGAUGACGGUAGUGAUGGCUCCGAAUCGUCAGAUAGCAGCGACAGUAGCGACUCAAGCGCUGAUGACGACAGCGAUGACAGAUCAGAUGGUGAAAGUGGAGAUGAUGAAAGCGGUGAUUCUGAUGACAGCGAUGGCAGUGAUGGAAGCGAUAGCAGCGAUAGCAGCGACUCCAGCGACUCUAGCGACUCUAGCGAUUCUAGCGAUUCUAGCGACUCCAGCGAUUCCAGCGAUUCUGACUCCUACGAAGAUGACUCUGAAAGCGAUAGCAGCGAGUCUGAUAGCGGAGAUGAUGACAGUGAAUCUGACAGCGAUUCCGAUAGCUAUAGCGAUAGCUACAGCGAUAGCUAUGACGAUGACGACAGUGAAUCAUCCUCAGACAGCGACAGUUACUCCGACAGCGAGAGCGGCUCUGAUAGCGAGUCCGAAAGCGAGAGCGAGUCCGAAAGCGAAUCAAGCAGCAGUGAAAGCGGAGAUGAUGAUGAUGAUGAUAGCGAUAGCAGUGAGAGCGAUAGUUCCAGCAGCAGCAGCAGCAGUGACAGUGAUGAUGACGACAGCGAUAGCAGCAGUGGAAGCGACAGCGAUGAUGACGACAGCGAUGAUGACGACAGCAGUGACAGCGAUAGCGACAGUGACAGCGAUAGCGACAGUGACAGCGACAGCGACAGCUACAGUGAGGAAGAUGAUGACAGCUCUGAUGAUGAUGACAGCUCUGAUGACAGCUACAGUGAUGAGUACAGCGACAGCAGUGACAGCGAUAGCAGUGACAGCAGCGACAGCAGCGAUAAUGACGACAGCGAUGAUGAUGACAGCAGCGAUAGCAGCGAUGAAAACUAAAUCAUUUUAUAAGUUAUCCAUCUCGCCUUGAAUUCCAACUUAAUUAGGAAAGGGAAACCAAGAAAAAGAAAAUUUAAUCUCAGUUUACAAAUGCGCUAAAAUCAACUUCGGACUUUAUUCCUGAUGUUCAAAUAUUUCUUUUGACGCUGCUAUUCAUUAUACAUAUAUAUAUAUAAAGAAUAAAUAGCGGAAUGCUUCCGUUAUUUCAGAGGUGAAAAUGUAUACUAGGAAAACAAAAACAACCAAGAUAAAUCAUUUGGAAAAAUUCUUUCGUUCGCGUUUUGUGUCCAAGCAUUCUGACCAGUAUUAGGCGAUGUCAAUCACAUCUUGAUCCAUUCUGUACUUUUUGGUGAGUUACCCGAGGAGGAAGCUUCUAGGAAAGGGUUUUGUUUGCGUAAGAGGAGUGUGUCUAAAGAUACAAUGUACGAGAUAAUUAUUUAUUUCUUAUUACUUAGAUUGUAAAUAAAAUGCUCAGUUGUUACAAUUAU